AUGGCUUCUCCCGUGACUACCGCUGGAGCUUUGAGUGCACUUAGCGGAUUCGGAGCUCUCAGCCAUCCCAUCCACCACCAGCACCAGCACCAGCACCAGCACCAGCAACAACAACACCACGUCCAGCAGUCGAACUUGUGCAGCAGCGAGUGUAAGUUAGUAGAAGUGCACGGCGUGAAGGUGGCGAGUUUCAGCGUGGACGGCCAGGAGCUGAUCUGUCUCCCGCAAGUAUUUGAUCUCUUCUUGAAGCACUUGGUGGGCGGCUUGCACACGGUCUACACGAAGCUGAAGCGGCUGGACAUCGCCCCGGUGGUGUGCACAGUGGAGCAGGUGCGAGUCUUGCGGGGUCUGGGCGCGAUCCAACCCGGCGUGAACCGCUGCAAACUCAUCUCCAGGAAGGACUUCGAGGCACUGUACCAGGACUGCACUAGCGCCAGGUAA
Messenger RNA from Knipowitschia caucasica, 441 nucleotides. Lineage: Eukaryota; Metazoa; Chordata; Actinopteri; Gobiiformes; Gobiidae. The record is from the annotation of a GenBank genome assembly.